UGAACACAUUGAGCACAACACACAAAAUCAAGGCAAAGCAGAUCAGCUUAUUCGGCUUUGCUUCAUCAAAAGAAAGUAAGAGACGAAAGGGAAAUUGAGAGUGAUGGAGGUGAUUGAUGUUCUUCGCAUGAAUGGAGGGAUUGGAGAUACAAGUUAUGCAAACAACUCAUUGGUUCAGCAAAAGGUGAUACUAAUGACCAGGCCAAUAACAGAAGCAGCCAUUACUGAUCUCUACUGCAGCCUCUUCCCCAAAAGCAUCAGCAUUGCAGACUUGGGAUGUUCAUCUGGACCUAACACUUUUCUGGCAGUUUCUGAGCUUAUCAAAACUGUCGAGAAGAAACGCAAAAUUUUAGGACAAAAAUCUCCGGAAUAUCAUGUAUAUCUGAAUGAUCUUCCUAGCAAUGAUUUCAACACCAUUUUCAAGUCUGUGCCACGGUUUCAAGAAAAUCUGAAGCUGCAGAUGGAAUCAGAGUUUGGACCAUGUGUUUUCGCUGGAGUUCCUGGUUCAUUCUACCAAAGGCUCUUCCCCGCCAAAAGUCUUCAUUUUGUUCACUCUUCGUAUAGUCUUCAAUGGCUAUCCCAAGUCCCUGAAUUGGAAGAGGUUAACAAAGGAAACAUUUACAUGGCAUGUUCAAGCCCUCCAAGUGUGAUAAAGGCAUACAUCGAUCAGUUUGAGAAGGAUUUCUCGACUUUCCUGAGCUGCCGAGCAGAAGAAUUGGUAACUGGUGGCGGCAUGGUUUUGACAAUUUUGGGGAGAAAAAGUGAAGAUCCUUGUAGCAAGGAUGGUUGCUACAUUUGGGACCUUUUAGCUCUGGCCCUCAAGCAGAUGAUUUCUGAGGGCCUAAUUGAAGAAAAGAAACUAGAUUCAUUCAAUAUCCCACAAUACACACCAUCACCUGCAGAAGUAAGAUCACUUGUUGAGAUGGAAGGGUCUUUUACGGUUGAUCGUCUCGAGGCAACUGAGAUACAUUGGAAUGCACAUGAUAGUGAAUAUUUUGAAUUUGAUGAAUUCAAGGAUGGUGGCUAUAAUGUUGCCAAAUGCAUGAGAGCUGUGGCUGAACCCUUGCUUGUUAGUCACUUUGGUGAGGGAAUAAUAGAAGAAGUGUUCUCCAGGUACAAGAAAAUACUUUCUGAUCGCAUGUCCAAAGAGAAGACUCAGUUCAUCAAUGUGAUUGUCUCUCUGGCUAAAAGGGCAUGAUAAUAUGCAAUGUGUUCCCCUAAGAACCACACCUUGACAAUGGUUUGUUAUGAAAUUUCUUUGCCUAUACUUGCAAAGAAGCAGUCAAAAGGGACCCGAAAAGGGGGUCCAUUGUUAUGCUGUACUCUAGUCGUUCAUUUUUCGUGCAAUAAAAGAUUAUUGUCGAUUGCUGUUGUUGUAUUGGUAAAACAAUGUCUUUUACCAAUUUGCUUCGUAGAUGUAUUAAACAUAAUGAAAAAAAUCUUACCAUUGAUCUUUGAGAUUA
This is a messenger RNA of Coffea eugenioides, 1463 nucleotides long. Its product is annotated as salicylate carboxymethyltransferase-like. The record is from RefSeq and is a predicted model, not a curated record. Gene Ontology annotation, biological process: methylation. Gene Ontology annotation, molecular function: S-adenosylmethionine-dependent methyltransferase activity. The coding region runs from base 104 to 1198 and encodes 364 amino acids. NCBI's taxonomy places the organism in Eukaryota, Viridiplantae, Streptophyta, Magnoliopsida, Gentianales, Rubiaceae. The transcript is spliced from 4 exons.